AUGGAUUUUUUCUUUACUUUUUUCUUUUAUUACCGUUUUCCUUCCUUUUCGUUACUUUUUCAGCGUUUUCUUUCCGUUUUUCUUUGUUCGGUCAUUUCCUUUUUUUCUUUCUGGCUGUUUUCUUUCAUUUCUAUUUGUUCCCAUUUUUCUUCUUUCCGAUUUUGCUGUUUUUUCUUUUCUAUAUUUUCAGAUUUACUGUUUUUCUUCUUUUUACUUCCCAUUCCUAUCGCUUUCUUUCAUUCUAUUGAAUGUACUACAGAAGAUAUUUCCUCGAAGAACUGUAUAUACCUUCUUUCUCCAGAUAUACUUUAUCGCCCACGCGGAGAUUAUCUCCGUUUCACUCUCAUCUCUCUCUCUCUCUCUCUCUCUUUCUCUCUCUCUCUCACCCACUCUAGCCUCUCACUCUCAAUUUCCUUCCAUCUCCCUCCCUCCAUCUCCCCCCUCAUUCUCCCUUCCAUCUCACUACCCUCCAUCACUCUCUUCACUCUCUCUCUCUCCCCAUCUCUCUCCUCUCCCUCCAUCUAUCUCACACACUCUCCCUCUAUCUAUCUCACAUUCUCCAUCCAUCUCUUUCACUCUAUCUCUCUCUCCAUCUCUAUCCAUCUCUCUCCCCCUUCCUGUCUUUUUCUCCCUACCUCACUCUAUCUCUCUCCCUCUUUCUCUCCCUCCAUCCAUCUCUCUCUCUCUAACUCUUUCUCCACCACCCUCCAUCCCUCCAUCUCUCUCUCUCUCUUUCUCUCUCUCAUUGUUUUUUUAUAA
Acanthosepion pharaonis is the source of this 759-nucleotide messenger RNA. Lineage: Eukaryota; Metazoa; Mollusca; Cephalopoda; Sepiida; Sepiidae. The record is from the annotation of a GenBank genome assembly.